Caenorhabditis briggsae is the source of this 819-nucleotide messenger RNA. The coding region runs from base 1 to 819 and encodes 272 amino acids. The transcript is spliced from 6 exons. Lineage: Eukaryota; Metazoa; Nematoda; Chromadorea; Rhabditida; Rhabditidae. The record is from RefSeq and is a predicted model, not a curated record.
AUGGAUUACAAAAUGGUCGUGACUUGCGGUAAACCAUUGAAAACAUCAGAUAGUACUGUGUUAACAAUUUCUUGGGACGAAUGUGUAAAUGAGUGUUGGAAUGAUCCGAAUUGUGUGCUAGUCUAUGACACCUCCCCCACUUGCAAUUACUACAGUAUCGAACAAAUUACGACGGUCCAGAAGCUCACAGCCUCUAGCAAAAGCAGAGUAGCUUUUCGCCUCCUCUCUAGGAAUAAAACAUGUACUGACGAUAAAGAAGAACCAAUUCUGAAAAACGGAACUGUUCAGAGUGACGUCCAACGAGACGCCAGUGCCUAUACCUUCAAUCAAUACCUUCCUAUCAACAUCACAUUGAAAAAUAAUGUUUGGACAUUUACUCAAAGGAGUGAACCAUUCACUUGUUUCCCAAGAAUGGAACCAAUAAGAAGAGGCGGAGCGAUUUGGUGUAUGCAGGUUGGAACUAGCGGUUCUUGUAUGAACCGAACAUUUGCCAACCAAAUGUGCAAGGCUAGUUUUCAACAACCCUUGGCAGGCCCUGCCAAUGCAGCGGAAUACCAAUAUCUAGAAACAAUGGCAAAUAGUUACUUGAGCAACUUUGUUGAUCCUAAUGCACUAAACCCUACACUCAAAUGGCUGGCUGGUCAACCAGACGGUCUGCCACAAAAAACAAAUGCUGACUGUGUGUACUACUUUGCCAGAAAUAAUUCCCAAUCAGGAAUCGACGACAUGCUGUGCCAAAAUGCAGUGUUUUCUCAUCAGAAUAUUUGUAUGGUUGGAUAUUACUGUGGAAGUCGACUAGGGCCGGAUACUUGGACCUAA